GCCUGCCUGCCCUCCGUCCGCGCGCUUUCCCACGCUCUUUUCAGAGAGAGAGCUUUCGCUUUCCACGCCGUGCUCCACGACCAUGAAGAUCUUCAAGUUCCGGCUGCGCAGCUUCGCCCUCCUGACGGUGCUGCUGACGCUCACGCUCUUCCUCCUGAACCUGUCGCCCUCCGCCGUCAGCCAGCACUUCUUCCGGCUGUCAGCGACCGACGGCCUUCCUUCGGCGAGGAAUCAAACGGCGUCAGCAACCAGUAAGAGAAUAGUUUAUCCGGAUCCUUUCAAGCAGUACGAUCUGAGAGUCGGCCAGGCGGCGUCGCAGGAGAAGGACGUCGCGAACUCCAGCCGGCAGGAGGAGGCGGAGGGAGGAGGUCCUGGCGGCGAGGCGGGACGAAGGGACGCGGCGACCCAGCAGGAGGCGAAGCAGGGCGCGGCGGGGGAGCCCGGAGGACGCGCGAGGGAGAGCCAGGAGCCAAGGGCGAGCUCGCGAGACGGCCUCGACGCGCCCAAGACGAACGGCUCCCGGCAGGUCGACGAGGCCGGAGGGUCGUACGUGCGGCAGGGCAUCGCGGAGGGCGAGGAGCACGACGCCUACGUGCAGGACUACCCCGACUACACCCCGGCGGAGUUCGUGGAGGUCCUCAAGACGAAGCUCUCCUCCAAGGUCAAGAAGCCCGCCCGAAUCUCCGGCAAGGGGCGUGACCUGAGGCGCCCGCCCGAUGACAAGUUCUCCCGGGAGGCGCUGCAGGCGAGGGCGCUCGAGUUCCCCGAGAAGACGCCUUUCCGGAAGUUCCUGGCUGAACAGAAGCGGCGAGUCGAGCAUAUCACAGCCACCUGUCCUCACCUGGCGGCUCCUGACACCUCCCUCGACGCCAGGGGACCGCCACCUGGCCUUGUGGAUAUACAUAAUCUCAUCUUCGACAGGCUAAACCUCCUGACGUUCUGCCCCGUGUACAAGGCCGCCAGCACCUCGUGGACGAUCACCCUCCUCGAGAUAGGCGGCUACAAGCGGGCCAAGAACAUUCCGUUGCAGAAACUGGUCAGCCAAGUGUACCCCAAGAUAUCGAAUCUGGCUGGACCGGCGGUAGCCCGAGGACGACCAAGUUCAUGGUCGUCCGGCACCCGUUCGAGCGCCUCCUCUCCUGCUUCCGGGACAAGUUCGAGUACGGAAAGAAAUCCUAUUAUUACAAGCGAUACGGAGAGAAGAUGGUCCGCCGCUACAGGGAGUUCCCCAAGUACAUCUCCGAGGGACAGCUCGGCCUCCUCCAAGAGCAAGUCCGGAACAAGGUGAUGGCCGGACUCCCGGUGUCCUGAAGGGGAAUACGUUCGCGAGUCCUGUAGGUCCGACCUUCCUCGAGUUCGUCAGAUACGUGAUCGACAGCAAACACGACGACGAGCACUGGAGGACUUACCACAGCCACUGUUCUCCUUGCUGAUGGGUUACGACUUCGUUCUGAGGUUCGAAUCCCUCUACGAAGAAGGCAAACAGUUCCUGGAGUACCUCAACCGGACGGCGGAGGUGCAGCCGCGGUGGGACAACCCGACGUCAGGGGGGGCGACCAACACCGAGAUCGUGUGCUCCUAUUACUCCCAGUUGCCGUUCGAGCUCAUGCAGAAGCUGGCCGAGAAAUACGAGAAUGAUUUUGUGUUAUUCGAGUAUAAACCGGAUUCGUAUUUCGAGUGCGCGAAGGAUUUCGUUCCGGGGAAGAAAGGGACGUAAUAAAUAUUUUUUUUGUGUGUUU
This is a messenger RNA of Penaeus vannamei (Pacific white shrimp), 1739 nucleotides long. The record is from RefSeq and is a predicted model, not a curated record. NCBI's taxonomy places the organism in Eukaryota, Metazoa, Arthropoda, Malacostraca, Decapoda, Penaeidae.